AUGAGUGGGGGCCCUUCGGGAGGCAGGCCUGGGGGCCGCGGAGGACAAGGGGGUCAGCAGAACAUCCCGUCCACCCUCCUCCAGGACCAUGAGAACCAACAACUCUUUGAGAUGCUCGGACGGAAGUGCUGGACGCUGGCGACUGCGGUUGUUCAGCUGUACCUGGCGCUGCCCCCUGGAGCUGAGCACUGGACCAAGGGACACUGUGGGGCUGUGUGCUUCGUGAAGGAUAACCCCAAGAAGUCUUACUUCAUCCGCCUUUAUGGCCUUCAGGCUGGCCGGCUGCUGUGGGAACAGGAGCUGUACUCACAGCUGGUCUACUCUGCUCCCACCCCCUUUUUCCACACCUUUGCUGGAGAUGACUGCCAAGCGGGGCUGAACUUUGCAGACGAGGGCGAGGCCCAGGCCUUCCGGAACCUGGUGCAGGAGAAGAUACAAAAACGGAAUCAGAGGCAAAGCGGGGACAGGCGCCAGCUCCCGCCUCCACCAGCGCCAGUCAGUGAAGAGAGAAGAGGAGGGCUCCCACCCCUGCCCCCGCACCCAGGUGGAGACCAAGGGGGCCCAGCAGCCAGCCCAAUGUCUCUGGGGCUGGUGACAGUGGACAUCCAGAACCCAGACAUCACGAAUUCACGAUACCGUUCGCUCCCAGCACCUGGGCCUGGCCCAGGUGAUAAGAAACGCUCAGGGAAGAAAAAGAUCAGCAAGUCUGAUAUUGGUGCACCCAGUGGAUUCAAACAUGUCAGCCACGUGGGGUGGGACCCCCAGAAUGGAUUUGACGUGAACAACCUGGACCCAGAUCUGCGGAGCCUGUUCUCAAGGGCGGGAAUCAGUGAUGCCCAGCUCACCGAUGCUGAGACCUCCAAAUUUAUCUAUGACUUCAUUGAGAACCAGGGUGGGAUGGAAGCUGUGCGGAAGGAGAUGAGGCGCCAGGAGCCACUUCCACCGCCCCCACCGCCAUCCCGAGGAGGGAACCAGCCCCCCCGGCCCCCAACUGUGGGGAGCAACAAGGGUCGCUCUGGCCCUCUGCCCCCUGUACCUUCGGGAGGUGCUCCUCCCCCACCAACUCCCCGGGGACCCCCACCCCCGGGCCGAGGGGGCCCUCCGCCACCACCCCCUCCAGCCACUGGACGCUCUGUGCUACCGCCCCCUCCACCCUCUGGAGCUGGGGGUGGACCGCCCAUGCCUCCGCCACCACCGCCACCACCACCGCCACCACCCAGCUCUGGGGAUGGACCAAUCCCUCCCCCACCCCCUCCUUCUCUGGGGCUUGUGGGGGGCCCGGCCCCUGGUGGGGGUCGGGGGGCACUUUUGGAUCAAAUCCGGCAGGGAAUUCAGCUGAACAAGACCCCUGGGGCCCCAGAGAGCUCAGCACUGCAGCCACCACCUCAGAGCUCAGAGGGGCUGGUGGGUGCCCUGAUGCAUGUGAUGCAGAAGAGAAGCAAAGCCAUCCAUUCCUCUGACGAAGGGGAGGACCAGGCCGGUGAUGAUGACGAUGAUGAUGAAUGGGACGACUGA
Rangifer tarandus platyrhynchus (Svalbard reindeer) is the source of this 1515-nucleotide messenger RNA. NCBI's taxonomy places the organism in Eukaryota, Metazoa, Chordata, Mammalia, Artiodactyla, Cervidae. The record is from the annotation of a GenBank genome assembly.